This is a messenger RNA of Dichomitus squalens LYAD-421 SS1, 2197 nucleotides long. RefSeq lists its product as uncharacterized. The transcript has 6 exons. NCBI's taxonomy places the organism in Eukaryota, Fungi, Basidiomycota, Agaricomycetes, Polyporales, Polyporaceae. The record is from RefSeq and is a predicted model, not a curated record. The coding region runs from base 233 to 1543 and encodes 436 amino acids.
UGCUUCCUCGAACCCGGCCCUCUCUGCUGCUUUUCCUGCCAGCUGUGAGCGUAAAAGGCGUCUCAAUACUCUGAGCAAAAUUUUUAUGAUUUUGCCGCCGAUUCGCCGCCGAGACUCGAGUCGAAGCGUGGGUUGCUGGUUCUGAGGCGGAUUGGGCGCGGACCUGCGUCCGCGGUGGAGAGAAAACACAAAAAAGCACAGCAGUUCUGUCGUCUUAGAGUGGGCUUCAACUAUGAUUACCCUUAGUCCCGGGUGCCUUUGCGACGUGUGCGCAGAGGAGUAUGGCCCGCACAACCUGCCCCAUUCUAUUCCUUGUGGCCACGUACUUUGCCUCAACUGCUGCAACAACAUUAUCAAGAAAACCCCAGCUCGUCUUGCCCCUGCUUGUCCCUUCUGUCGCGUUCAGUUUGCGAGCGACAACAUCCGUCUGAUCCGGAUCGACUAUGGGAGUGGUUGGUCAACCCCCGUACGCUCGCCCAAGCAUCCUACCAUCGAGACCCCCAGCAUCGACGUUGGCGAGGAUGACGUCCUCCUGCUCAAUCCUGGCACCCUCAAAACUCGUGCCGAGGCUCGGAGGCUCGAGUCCAAGGUGGCGCAGGUUGCCGCCAAGAAGUGUUCCGUGGAGGAGGUGACGACGUUGCACAAAGAGUUGCAGGACUGGUUGACCUCGGACAAGGUCGAUGAGCAGACGUCUUCCCUUCAGCUCAGUGCUGCCCUUUUGCGCGCCAUCCUUGUAAACCACGUCGCCCACUCUGAGGCUACACGCGUCGCUAAGGCGGUCGAGUCGCAUCUUCGGGAGCGCUUGGAGCACGCUGACAUGGAGAAGGAGAAGCUCGAGGCUGAGCUCCGUAGCCUGCGGGCUCAGUAUUCGCAGAAGGCCCAGGAGCUUCAAACUCUCCGUGCCGAGGUCAACCGCGCUAAGAUCAAGUCGGUUGCCUCUACUUUAGGUGUUCCCGCGACGCCUCCUCCGCGGGAGAUGUCGUCUACGCCGAACCCGGGUAUGAUCACACCGCCUCGUCCUCAGUCGGUGUCCACGGCGUCAGCCGGUUCCCGCUCCGGUGCCACUUCACCGACGUCCCCGACGCGCACGUCUUACACGCCAUCCUUCCCGUCUCCCCUUGCCAGGCACCCUGCUCCUUCUCUCCACGCUCGCACGACUUCGCUUCAUGUCGGCCAACGAUCCAUGACGCCUUCGGUUAGGUCUGGGACCCCCCUUGUCAGCGGUGCUGACAUCGCCCGGCCGGCCACUAUACCCCCCAAGACCCGUCGGAUGUCGAUGUCGUCGACGCCGACCCCCUCAAAAAUGUCCCGCUCGACCUCUAGCUCGGACGAAAAAGAAAAGGAGAAGCGGCGCAUCGUGGAUGACCGGGAGAAGGACGAGAGGCGUGUCCCAGUCAUCCAGCGGUGGAUUCCUUCCGCCGAUGCCCUGUCGCGUAGUCCGCCUACUGGACGCCCGGAGAAGUUCGAGUCUGGUCUUCACUCGACUCUGACCCGGCCGCCCAUCAUGCGGUACAAGACGCCCCUGUCCAACGCCUCGCCGUAAUGGAUAGAUGGACUCCACACACUCGGUUUGCUAUCAUUAUUUAUCGUUACAUCGGAUCACUUAUUUCCUUUCGUCUGUACUGCUCUCGUCGUCAGGUUAUAGUACACGAUAUACAUAGUUGUGCUCCCGAUUUCCCGUAAUCCCUUUCUCUCUGCCUCUGUCUUCUCUUUCUACUCAUCUCUUCCUCCUCUGUUUUGCUUUGCUCGUCAUGGAUUGACUUUCGGAUGCGCUUGCUUAUACUUUGGCCUCCGUAUAUACUUAUGCUCCUCCUAUUUCCCUCAGUACAUAUUGGGUUUUUACCGAGUCUCGCACACUGCGCUACCCCCCGCGUCCUCCGCGUCCGUUCACUUCCCUUCUCCAGAUACCAUCCCGCCUGAUUUUGCUCCUUGCUCCUCCUGCUUUCCACAAGUCUGUUUCCCGUCUGUCUCGCUCGGCUCUGACUCUGCGUCUCGCUAUCUCGUCUCGUGGAGCCCAUCCUAAUCUCUCCCCACGAACAUUCUCCCUCUCACAGCUCGCCUACUCCCAGUGUAGCAAUGGUUGUUUAUCCCUCUUCCUCUCAUCUCGUUACGACUCUUACGGAUAGAAUGCCUUCACGAUACCUUGCAAUACGAUAUCUUUACGACCCAUUUACAUUAUAAUAUUUACGUGUGCCAU